AUGACAACUGCUCGAAUCUGUGAAUUCAAUAAGAAAUUUAAUACUUAUUUUCAAAUUUAUAUGCCCAAGCAUAGACAUUUUCAACGAAAGAAAGUAUCCAAGGAAUUAGAUUGGGUAUUUUACUUACAUAAAUCACAUUUCUGUCUCAUAAGAAGAAAUAACAAAACCUUAGGCAUUACAGAAAUAGAAGAUAAUUACGAUGAAAACGAAUGGAGAACUUGUAGAGAUGAUAAUGCGGUAACACAAGUUUCACCUCUAAAACUAAAUGUUUUUCCAACAAUGCACAAUGAUUGUUUAUACGCAUGGGAUUGCGAAAGCUAUAGCGAAAAAGAAACGAAUAAAGCCAUUCCUUAUUCUUGCACGUUAAUUAAUUUAGAGAAAUUAAGAAAACUGUUAGACAGAAUAAAACAUAACUUUCCACAUUUAAAUCCCACUGAUAGUGUUCCAAAAGAAUUUUAUAAUAAAUUAAUGAAUAUAGUAGAAAUAUUUGUGGGUAAAGAUUGCAUCGAUCAAAUGUUGCAACGUUUAGGAAAAAUAGAUCAAAAAAGAUUAACAUUAAUUUCUGAUAACGAAGUUUUAACAUCGGUUGAUAUUCAAGAAAUAGUUAAAGCCGGUGGACGAAUUAUUAGAAUGUUAGAUGGUAUAGUAUACGAAGAAUAUAGAGAUUAUAUUUUAAUUUUGAUAGAUCUAAGAAAUAAAUAUAAACGAGAAGGUAAUAUCGUAGGUAGUAAUUGCAUGAAAUUAUUAGGUAAUUCAUUGUAUGGUAAAUCUAUUCAGAAGGAUAUAACUACAUCGAGACAUCUAUGGAGUGAAGCGACUUUAAAAGCCAACUUCGAUUCACACGUCAAAAGCUAUCCUAAAGUAAAUGAGACUCAAUAUAUCGUUGAGAUAAAUGAAGAAGAAAAAGAAUUUGACUGUACACCUCCUAAAUCUACACGACUAACACCUAGUCAAUUGGGGUCAUUCGUAUUAUCUCACAGUAAAAAAAUAAUGAAUAAUUUUAUUCACGUUAUAGAUGGAUUUUAUAAGCCGGAAAUAUGCUAUACAGAUACUGAUAGUUUAUACAUUUCUUCUAGCAAUUGGGAUAAAUUAAAUGAAACUGGGUUGGUGUCCGAAAAUGAUUAUUGUAAAGGAAAGAAUGAUUACGGUGAUGGUGGAAUUAUAUAUGGUUUAUAUUUAGCGCCAAAAGUUAAAUACAAUAUCAUUGUAACUUCCGAUGGUAUUCUAAAAGAAAAGAAAACGUUUAAGGGUUACUCUAAUGAUAAGAUAGCUGUAGAAGAUUAUAUUCGAUUAGCUAGUGGACAUGAUGUGACGAAUGAAUUUAAGAAACCAUGGGAAAAAAGUUUCACCAAUGGAGUAGUUAUUCUAAAGGAUGAUGAUAAACAAAUGCAAGUUUUCAGAAGUUAUCUGAAUCUCGUUAAGAGAAAGGCACCGGGCAGCGAAGAAAUCAUGUAUCCUUAUAGUGAUAAAGAUGAUGAGUUUGGAUGA
Molecule: messenger RNA, 1488 nt
Organism: Lottia gigantea (owl limpet)
Lineage: Eukaryota; Metazoa; Mollusca; Gastropoda; Lottiidae
Exons: 2
Coding region: 1-1488 (495 amino acids)
Biological process (GO): DNA replication
Molecular function (GO): DNA-directed DNA polymerase activity; DNA binding; nucleotide binding
Source: RefSeq, a predicted model, not a curated record